GGCGGCCGGCCCUUUCCAAUCUCCAGCACGCUACGAAGUCGUGCCCUCGUAGCAAAAAUUCCCAUCUACGAAUUGGGGGAAGUAGGCAGAGAGCAAGAGGAGGCAUCUUUAUCAUCUCCUCGCAGAUCAACAGGAAGGUCGGAUUGCAGGCUCUCCGCUGGGCAAGUUUUCCGCGGCGGCGAUCCAUAAGUAGUAUCGUACUGCUAUUCUCGUUGUUCAGGGUUAUUUUGCCGUAAAAUUGGAGAAAGCUGCGAUUUUUGACCUUAUAUAAUAGGGCUUAUAAGUAUUCUCUUGAGAGGAUAGAGAAUGUCGGUGAAACAGGGUUUAUCUGUGGCAAUGACAACUUCUUUUGAUCCCUGGACAAGGGAUUUUAAUGAAGCUUCAAAGCUCUUUGAUGAUAUUGCUGAAAUGGUUUCUGAGAUGGGAUCUUUGCCUCCAUCUGGUCCAGACACCCAAUGUCAUUUAAGUACAAUAAGGAGAAAGAGAACAAUUCUUAAGAAUAGGCUUGAGAGCUUGGAGUCUCUUCUUCCAAAGUAUCUUAGUGACCAGUCAAUUAAGGACUUUGAGAUAAAUAAACACCAUGAUUUACUGUCAAAUCUUAAAUCUAAAGCAAACCAGAUGUCAAGUACAAUAGACAUGCCAAACUUCGCUAACAGGGAAGAAUUAUUAGGACACAACAAAAGGUCUGUAGAAAUUAUAAGCAUAACUCCUGCGUUGGAUAAUCAGGGUAUCGUUAGCUUACAGAGGCAGACCAUGAAAGAGCAAGAUGAGGGGCUUGAAAAGUUGGGAGAGACAUUGUUAAAUACCAAACAUAUUGCAUUGUCUAUUAAUGAAGAAUUAGAUCUGCAUACAAGACUAAUUGAUGAUUUGGACGACCAUGUUGAGAUAACAGAUUCGACGCUACAGAGGGUGCAGAAGACGUUGUCAAUCCUCAACAAACGCACAAAAGGUAGCUGUUCCUGCAGGUGGUUUCUUCUCUCAGUCGUGACGAUCGUGAUCUUGAUCGUCUUAGUUUAUACUCUUAUCAAAUUCUUGUAACUUGGGAUCAAACGGUAUUACUCGUCACCAGCAUUUGUAUCAUAUAUAUUUACAGCAGAAAGGUUCAUGUAGCCUAAUCUUUAAUCGUCAUGGCACACUGCCUUAUAGUGGUCUAUAUAUCAUCUAGUCCAUUAUAAACAACUAUCAGAGAUUUUUGUU
This is a messenger RNA of Zingiber officinale, 1197 nucleotides long. Its product is annotated as syntaxin-52-like. Gene Ontology annotation, biological process: intracellular protein transport; vesicle fusion. The transcript has 8 exons. Bases 307 to 1038 code for a protein of 243 amino acids. Gene Ontology annotation, cellular component: endomembrane system; SNARE complex. NCBI's taxonomy places the organism in Eukaryota, Viridiplantae, Streptophyta, Magnoliopsida, Zingiberales, Zingiberaceae. The record is from RefSeq and is a predicted model, not a curated record. Gene Ontology annotation, molecular function: SNAP receptor activity; SNARE binding.